Zasmidium cellare ATCC 36951 is the source of this 312-nucleotide messenger RNA. RefSeq lists its product as uncharacterized. The transcript has a single exon. NCBI's taxonomy places the organism in Eukaryota, Fungi, Ascomycota, Dothideomycetes, Mycosphaerellales, Mycosphaerellaceae. The coding region runs from base 1 to 312 and encodes 103 amino acids. The record is from RefSeq and is a predicted model, not a curated record.
AUGCACAGAGAGAACACGCUUGUCGCCCUCACCCUAGUCCCGUUCAAGCCUUGCUUAGGACACACAAGGCCCCAUCAUCUUGUCACCUUCAUCAUUGUCACCAAUUCUCAGCUUUGCCAGUCUCGUCUCUGUCCCCGCCAAGACCGCGUCCAUUUGAAAGGGCGCGCCGGAUACAGCAUUUCCUUGGAGUUUCGUGAUUUGUUUCCCAGGCGCCACGGAGAUCUGGCCUUGCAAAGUCCCCCGACCGACUGCACCACCGCCGUACCCUACGGCCUUGCUCGCGACGACACUGCCAGACAGGAGAGUCAUUGA